AUGUGGAUACUGGUUGGCGUACUUUUGUUAUGGUGGCUCGUACUCGGUUCUCUGUGGUUGCCUAUAGUUAAUAUCAACUACUCAGACUACUCCAUACGAAUACUACCUUAUUUAACUAACUUUGGCCAUGAUCAUAGCUCAAUCGAAAUCUUACAGAAUACUACAUUGUUAAUACCUGAGGCGGUAAAUUUCUCUUUUAGUGUCUCAACCCUCAACAUUUUGGGUGCCAAUCAGCGGCUGUAUAUUAUGCACACUGCGACCUCCCGACGGAAUACCCGAGGCCCAGCCAGGCCUAUAUUGGUUAUCUGGAUCGGUUAA
Messenger RNA from Penicilliopsis zonata CBS 506.65, 318 nucleotides. RefSeq lists its product as hypothetical. Lineage: Eukaryota; Fungi; Ascomycota; Eurotiomycetes; Eurotiales; Aspergillaceae. The record is from RefSeq and is a predicted model, not a curated record. The transcript is spliced from 2 exons. The coding region runs from base 1 to 318 and encodes 105 amino acids.